UGAGGACACAGCUUGGCUUCAUGCCUGAUCAAUAAAAGGUAGAUUAGUUCAGAAUCUGAGCAUUAGAAACAGAGGGCUCAUUAAGAACAGUGCUGCUCUGCAGGACCGACUGCCUGCAGACUCUUUUUGAGUUUGAAAUCCACCACCAGAAAGGGAUUUUAAGAUGUGAGGACAAAGUCACUCCAAACCUUGAGGACCUAUGAGGACGUAAGAAAGAGCGGAGAAGUGGCUCCUGACAUUUGGGACUCAAGGAAACAUCUUGCAGCAGGGAUCAGACACUGAGACGGAUGUAAUGGUGUGGAAACACCGCUGCUCUCUUGAGAUAUCAGACUUUUGAGUCAGUCAGACAAGGGAUGGGGAGACGAGCGGCCGACCUGACAACCCCGGUUCCAGUUUUAGGUGUCCCUGCCCUGGCUGGAGUGCGCGGCUGGAGGACGACGGUAGGAGACAGAGUCGGAGGAGCCCUGCUGCAGACGUGGGGACCUUACUGCAGCGUUGGUGUUCAGACGUCCCCGGGGAUAAUCAGACCACCCACAGAGCUCAGUGUACAGCUAACUGAUACACUGUCCACACCAUCAGAUAAGAUUACUCAAGCAUCCAGCAGCUAUAUUACCAAGGAAACAGAGUACAGGGAGAUAUUACUGCUAACAAAGAGUGACAAGGAGAAAAGGGCUAUUUUAAAACAGAAAAGUGGGGAAGCCAAGACCAAAAAGGAAGUGACUUUCAGAGCACUUGGUGAGGCCUCUAAGGAUGUGACCUGCAGUCAGAGGAGCAGUAGUGGGACUUAUUGCUAUGCCAGGGCAAUCAAGACCAACCCACACUUUGCAGGGACUGUAACCAGCGCCAGGCCUAAAUUGAAACCCUCUGCCCGCUACACCAAUGGCAGCGUGGUUGAUUCAGAGGCGAUCGGUGGUAUUAGCCUCGAUAGUGACGAAGCAGAGCCUGUAAGGAGUGGAAGAAACCAAACCAGACCACAAGGUCAUUAUGCAGAGCAGUCUGGGAAGUCGCUGCUGCUAUCUGCCACCCGACCUUUCGGGUUGCCACAAAAAAUAUGCAGCCAUUGUGGUGGGAGACAGUCUGUUGCCAGCACUGUUGUCACAUUGGGGGAGAAGGGCUCCACCGCUGACGCUUGCCUCGGAGAAAAGGGCCUCAGCUCGCUGUCGACUUGCACGCAAUUCCAGAUUCCCCAUAACCUUCAUGAAAUCUCUGACAGCGUCACAAACAGAGACAAACGGACGCACAUUACGGUCAAUCCACAUCUGUUAUAUCUUAGUGAAGAGCUAAAGUAUCGCAAAACACCACACCCGGCUUGUCCGGUGCACUCUCGGAACAAUUUGGUCACUUUGUCACAGGCGCAUGCUGCCAGUGACACAACCCAACCCACAACCAUCCUACACGCUAAAACCAUCACUGUCACGAAAGCAACUAUCGAAACAAGACAGGACGAUCCGAGUACAAAACCAUCACAGGAGGGUAAGAUCCCCCGACCGACAACCCUUGCGUUGACCCCACGGAUGGCCACAGCUACCAAACCAAACAACCCACAUUCAAACACCUAUCCCCUCAAAACACUACAACAACAUACUGUGCCUCAAAAUGUUUGUGUAUCCGUACAUGCUACACCUGAAAACACUCUGUCCCUCCCUUCUCAUUUGUACACUACAGCAUCCAUUACCAACAUGCACCAAACGACCAUUAACACUGCACUGAUAUCCACUGAAAGUAUACCUGCUAAAGUUGCUAAACAUGAAACCCUACAUUCAUCGCGAGUAAGCAUAGCAUCAAAUACGACUAAUGGUGCAGGAAAGACCCUUAAAUGUCCCACUGUGUCACUGGCAGCCAAUCCAUUAGACCCCAUUCAAAAACUGGAAGCAACUUCACACCCUAUACCACAAGCUUCACCCGAUCCAGGUCAUAAGAUGCAAGAAAACCCAUCCUCAAUCACUGACAGCAAACCACAGAUCAAAACAUCUGUUAUCGACACAGCUGGAUUCCCCACCUUUGAUAGUACAGCGCACACGACUACACCGCAUUGCAAUUUGAACCACAACUCCAAUUCAGAUCAAAUUACGCACACCAGCGUGAAAAAUACAGCCGCACCUUCGCAAAUCAAGCCAGAAUACUCCAAUUCUGAACCUACGCUCCAUGUUUCAACAGCGUCUCUAAACGCAGCUCCACAUGCAGCGAAACCCCAAGACUCGGGAGCUCGGUUGCUUUCGAGAGCAGCUUCCAGCUCCACAUCCACAUGUAGCAGCGCCCUAUACAAAUACAUAGCCCUCAGGAACUCCUCAGUCAAUCUGAAAAAUGUGCCGCCCACAGCUGCCACCUCCUCAUCCACAUUGACAGGAAACCAAAGGAACGCUUGCUCAUCAGGUACAGCUUCAGUCCAACCAGCAGACACAACACGACGCAGCGGAGAGCUCGGUCCGACCCUCGCACACCACCGUGGUCAAACGCAAGCAGCGGACAAAAGAACUCAAACUGUUAACGAAUCUGUUGUUUCCCAUCGGGGGAACAACUCCGCAACAACUCCAGCCGCAUUAUCUGAGCUUACAAAUGUGUCAAAACAUCAUAACGGAGGCAGUGACACAAGCGAUCCCAAAUCAACCGUCAUUCCCAACACUGACAAAUUCAAUGGUAAUCUAAUCAAUGAAUUAGUUGUGUAUGAGUCCAAACAGCAUGAAAAUUCAAAUCUAUCACAGGUCACCGGCCUUCAGAAUUACAUUUCCCUAAUUAAGUCAAACAGCUCUUGUCUGCAGGGUUGCAUAAACACGGAACAACAAAGGCUUGCACAUUAUCAAGGAUACACAGAAGCAGAGCACCAGGGACAACAUGCUGCAUGCCCACCAGUGAAAACAGCCCAGGAGACGGGUGCAAAUAGAGAAAAGUUUGCCAUGGGUAUAUCAGCCAGACACGCAAAUAUUAAGCUCAAAUCCAGUGCAGAUGAACCGACACGUCCCAAUAACCCAACGAAAACAAACUCUGAGCCCAUCAUCUCAUCGCUGGAAAACACUGUGCACACAACCACCGCAGAAUCUUCAUCCCCACAAUAUUUAGACACUUCAUCACUCCCACAAGCACACACGAGUCCAGAGCUUUCUUUCACACCAGCCUCCUCCAACAAUAAGGGGGAGCUUUGUCCGCAUGCAAGCCAGGAAUGUAAUUCCAUAUUGCCGUCGUCAACAAUGCACUUGGCGUCCCUUCCCCGCCUCCAGCCCUGCGACGCGCAGGCAAUCGUCAGACCCGAUUCAAAGUUUAGCCCUGCCCGCCCUCAGCAGCCGUGCCCAGAGGACACCAGCCUGGCUCACUCCCACCCAGCUGAUGCAGCCCUGUUACUGCCCCCCUCCCCACAGUGCUGCAAAUCAGCAGCCUUACAGCAGAGGCUCGAGACUGUGGAGGCCAACCUGGCAGCCAACAAGGACAGGAUCACUACUCUGCUUAACAUUAUCCAUGACCUGGAGACGUGCCACACUCCAUCGAGUGGUCGGCGAGGCUGCAAAACCGGACAGGACCUCAAAAACUGCUCAACCUGCCAGAAGACUGCGUGUAUUGUCUACAGCGUGGAGUAUGACUUCAGGCAGCAGGAGAGACGCUUCCUGGAGGUUCUGAAUCGUUCGGCGAGAGGGAACAACGCUUUCUCCUCGCACCUCUCCCAGCCCCUGAACUUUAGCCUGCUCCGAGACAUCGUCAUUAAGAACUUAUCAAAGUCCAAGGUGAAGAGCAAAAAGCUGUGCAAGACCCUCUUCAAAUGGCUGCCCAGGAAAAUCCAGCAAGUGUAGACCUCUUUUACAAUACAUGUGUGCUGCCUGAUAGCCAUAAGCCUGUGUUACAAGUGACCAGCAGAAGCCUUUUUUGCAGAGGACUCUUAUUAUUCCUCCCUUUUUCCAUCCCAUAGAGUGAGAUUACUUUGAAUAGGAGUCUUAACCCGGUAGAGUUCCACUCUCCUGCACACUGUCAAAGCUUAAAGGCAGGAUUUUUGUACUCAAGUUCACCCCUGAUCUUGGUGACCUUCCGCUAUUAUCAACCGUGAAGGAAUUCCACUUUUCACUUUUUAAAAACGUCAAUGUUAUUUUGGUGUCGACGUGCUUGCUUCAAAACGUGCCACUAACCACGGCCACAGGUUUCUUCAUCUUAUCUCACGUUCGGAUAUUUUUCUGCACCGUUAUGAUUAACGCACUCUGAGUUCCGGUGUCGUUACACUUCCCCUUCAAUCGUCCUCGCUCCCUGCUUCCCCCUCUUCAGACUUAAUGUGCAGUAUAUAAUUUUGGAAUGGAAUAAUUUUGAAAUGCAAAACUGAAUUAAACAGAAUUAACUGACUGUUUA
Molecule: messenger RNA, 4323 nt
Organism: Acanthopagrus latus (yellowfin seabream)
Lineage: Eukaryota; Metazoa; Chordata; Actinopteri; Spariformes; Sparidae
Product: mucin-5AC-like
Exons: 4
Coding region: 354-3779 (1141 amino acids)
Biological process (GO): inhibitory postsynaptic potential
Cellular component (GO): postsynaptic density
Source: RefSeq, a predicted model, not a curated record